This is a messenger RNA of Malassezia pachydermatis, 2397 nucleotides long. RefSeq names its product beta3 protein. The record is from RefSeq and is a predicted model, not a curated record. The transcript has a single exon. The coding region runs from base 1 to 2397 and encodes 798 amino acids. Gene Ontology annotation, biological process: intracellular protein transport; vesicle-mediated transport. Gene Ontology annotation, cellular component: membrane coat. NCBI's taxonomy places the organism in Eukaryota, Fungi, Basidiomycota, Malasseziomycetes, Malasseziales, Malasseziaceae.
AUGGCGCUAGCGUCUCUCAAGGAGUCGCGCGCGUUUGCCUACCUUUCUGAACGCGGUGAAGAUGCGCUCUAUGCAGUCAAAGAUGCACUAGGAGGUACUGGCUCUUCUCAAUACCUGGAUAUGAGCGAAGAGAAGCUGGCUCGUAUCCGGACCCAGCUCGAGAGUACGCAUGACGAAGAUCGCUUGGAAGGCAUGAGGCGUGUUGUCGCGUUGAUUUCCAAGGGCCGUGAUGCGACACCCUUUUUAGCAUCUGUACUAAAGCUCUCUUCAACAUCGUCGUUGGAGGUGCGGAAACUUGUGUAUAUUGUCGUUCUGCGCUACGCCCCAUCUCACCCGGAUCUAACACUUCUGUCGAUCAACAGUUUCCAGCGUGAUUUGUCGGACCCCAACCCGCUUAUCCGUGGCAUGGCUCUACGAGCGCUGAGUGGAAUCCGUGUUCGGGCUGUGUCUGCUAUUGUGCUUUUAGCUGUCGGCAAGGCUACCCGUGAUCCGCAUCCUUAUGUGCGACGCGUCGCUACCUUCGCGCUGACCAAGUGCUACCAUAUGGACCAUGGCCAGUAUGAUACGCUUCUUGAGCAUAUUUCUACCUUUUUCCAAGAUCGUUCGCCUUCAGUUCUGGGUCCCGCGAUGUGUGCCUUUGGAGAGCUGUGCCCAGACCGAUGGGAGUUACUGCAUCGUCACUUCCGCAAGUUUUGUCUCGCGUUGAGUGAUAUGGAUGAGUGGUCGCUUCCUACAUGCACACAAAUCCUUACGCGCUAUGCGAGAAUGAACCUUCCUAAGCCUGACCAUGCUCUACCCAUGGACGAAGACCUACAAUUGCUUCUCUCCUCCUUGCAGCCGCUAUUGCACAAUACCAAUCCGGCUGUAGUCAUGGCCUCCAUUCACGCACAAAAAGCCUUGCAGCCAGAGAAAGUGGUAAAUCUACUGCCCCCAUUGAUCCGUCUCGUUCACUCUGCACCGGACGUGGCCUACAUGGCGCUGAUCAAUUUGCUUACCUUUGCCGAAUCACAUGCCGCUAACGUGGCACCGUAUCUGACUUCACUGCUUGUGCGUGCCUCUGAUCCUGCCUACGUGGCACAAGUCAAGCUUCGAAUUUUGGUAUUGAUUGUGCAAGCCUCUGAUAUUUCGAUGCUGGCGCAUGAACUCGCUAUGUAUACCCGCUUCCAUGCCGUGUCGGUAGCGACAGACAGCGUCACGGCGUUGGGGCAGUUGGCCACGUCUUUUAGCGGAGUGGCAUCCACUUGUUUGCAGCUGUUGAUGGAGGUGGUCCAGGACGCUACGAUACCUGUGCCUGUUUUAAGUCGUGCAGUGCAAGUUAUCAAAACACUACUUCGAGUGAGUCCAGACAAAGUGGCUGCGCAGAUUGUCGCCCAAUUCGCAGUCCGUUUGUUUGUCCCUCUUGCGACGUACGGCCACCCCAAAUCAUCCAAGCGGAUCCGUAUAUUAACCGAUCCCACGUCGCGAGCCGCUGUACUAUGGAUGUUGGGACAAUACAGUGAAGCCCCUUUUGCUGGCGCUACAAUUCUCACGCUGCUCAUCCCUGAUGUGCUGCGAUGCCUUGUUGCUCAUUGGGACAAAGAAGAUGCGAAGGUGCAAUGUCAGGCGCUCGCCCUCUCAUCCAAGGCCUUUGUACUAAUGGACCACUUGGACGAUGUAACGCUACAAAGUGCCUUGCCUGUAUUGCACUAUGAGCUUCUUGCACGGGCGUCGCGCUGCGCAAACCAAGAUGUGCGCGAACGUGGCCGGUUUUACAGUGGUCUCACACGUGGUCUCAACGAUGCUGAAAAUGAAUUAGAGGCAGCACCCUCGGACGAGAUCCGGGAAUAUAUUGCAUCACAUCGUGCGCUGGAUCAGAUGCGACUGCCGGGUGUGCGACUGCGUCGCGAACAAGUUCAACACGUGCUUUUUGCGCGCGAUCAGGUGGAAGCAUCAUCGUUGGAGCGUUUGACUCUUAAACCUAUUACUGACGACAAUGUGACGUGCAUGUCGACCUUUGCUGAUGGAAUGCACUUGCGCGGAUGGAAGCAAGCACAGUGGCCUGCAUGGCGUGACAAGGCUGAUCUGCCCCCGGCCAUUGUGCGUGCACAAGAUGCGAGUAGUCUUGCAGCCGGUACCAAUGCACAAAAGACUAAUACAUGGCUCGACGAGCAGCGCUCGUUUAGCAGCGAUACUUAUGCCAUCAAAGGCAAGCAAACAGAGCCUGAAAAAGUGGUGUUGGAGCCACGUACCUCCACACGACCUAGCAUGCGAGCGCCGACUAAGGCGAGGUACGAGGACUUGGACUCGUUCUUCAACUCGGAUGAGGAUGAGGACACGGAAAGUCUAGGUGAGCCAGCUCCGGAAGAUGAUGAAUAUGAAGCGGAGGAGGUUUCGUCGUCCGACCUAGACGAUGAUUAA